GUUUAUUAAUAGUAGUGUGGCAGUCGCGUGACACUGUCGUCUAGUGCUUAUGAUAAAGUGAUUAUACAAAUUGCAAUAAUUUAAUCUUUAAUCUGUGGUAUCACGUGAAUUAACUCUCAUUAUAUAUACUUUGAAAUGCCUUUUAAAAGAAAUUGGGACGCAUCGUGUCCUCGAGUUUGGAAUAAAUGGGAGGCUGACGGCCAGGAGUGGGUUGUCCAGGACUUGGACCCGAAAGACGAUGAAGAGGCACUUGACAUUUUAGUGGCACAUCUUUGUACUGAUGAAAUUCUUUGCUCCUUAAGCAAAAUUACGGAAGAUGCAGAAAGUGUCGAGGGUAUAAGGAAGUUCUGGGCGCUUUGUAUAGCGCAGAGGAUGUGUCCUGCGCUCUACACCUGGGUAGAUGGUAAAAAGACCCUGGUAGCUUUAAACGUGUGCGCCGUCAUGUCUUCUGGUGAUACUUUUCCAGAUGUUGAGAUCAAAGGUGAAAAAUGGAAGAACGUCUAUGAAGGGCUAGUGUUCUUGGAAACCAAGCGAGAUCCACACAAAUACUUGGAACUGGACUUACUGUUACAUGCGUUUGGGCUUGUCGUAAAGAGAGACUACAGAGGGCACAGGCUUGGUGCCAAAUUGUUGGCUGCUAGAGAGCCACUAUCAAAAGCACAUGGGAUCAAAGGUACUACGACGGUAUUUACGGUUCAAGCAUCACAGAAAUUGGCGGCUAGAUGUGGCUUCGAAACUAUUUGCGAAGCAUCCUGGAAGGACCUGGCUGAUUCAGGAUUAGACUAUCCUCCUGAAACUAAUAAAUAUAUUAAACUUAUGGUUAAGCGAUAUGAUUAAGCAAUAGAAUUUGCUUGAGACAUUUUUGCAGUGAGACAUAUUAAAAAUAUUUUCACUUUUGUGAUAUAAAACGGGAUUGACUAUGUAUUAGUGCUUAGUAUGCAUUUAUUAAGGUCUCUAAACUAAGGUCAAAAAUUUGUAAAUCAGGAAAUCCAUAGUAAAUAAUAUUGCCCGUAACAAGAUUGUAUUUAUUAUUUAAUUAGAUUUAGCUAAAUAUUUAUUGACAACACGAAUUCAAGAAGGCCUGUAGCCAUUUCAGAUGACUAAUAUAUGUAUUUUUUUUAUAGAUAGAUACUAUUAUUGUCAUGAAUAUAAAUUUUAUUUUA
This is a messenger RNA of Pieris brassicae (large cabbage white), 1163 nucleotides long. RefSeq lists its product as uncharacterized. Bases 136 to 837 code for a protein of 233 amino acids. Lineage: Eukaryota; Metazoa; Arthropoda; Insecta; Lepidoptera; Pieridae. The record is from RefSeq and is a predicted model, not a curated record. Gene Ontology annotation, molecular function: N-acetyltransferase activity. The transcript is spliced from 5 exons.